AUAUAAGACAGGACAUUGUAGCAGGGUGCAACAGAUUCACAAGUUGGUCUAAAGCUUGAAGUACCUCAACUCAUUCCAUCUUCGUCCACGAAAACAACCAAUCACGAGGGAACAUGGUUAUGAUGAAGCUCUCUGCCCUCCUCAUGACCUAUUUCCUGGUCAUUUGUCAGAUGUACAGCUCACAUGCAGCUCCAGCCAGAACUGGUUUAGAGUCCAUGACAGACCAAGUCACGCUAACUGACUAUGAAGCCCGAAGGCUACUCAACGCCAUCGUCAAGGAGUUUGUUCAAAUGACUUCAGAGGAACUGGAGCAACAAGCCAAUGAAGGAAAUAGCGUUACAGCACAGAAGCGUGCGUGCAAUACUGCCACAUGUGUCACCCACCGCCUGGCUGACUUCCUGAACAGAUCAGGAGGAAUGGGCAACAGUAACUUCGUCCCCACCAACGUGGGCGCCAAGGCGUUCGGACGACGAAGGAGAGACAGCCCCAUGACAGCACCUAUGUGAAUGUGUCAACAGGCCUCAGGGAUUUGAGUAUGAGCCCUUUAGUGAGACAACAGUACAUCCUGUCCUGAACCAACUACAGACAUCUGGGAAUGACAACGCUUCACUGUUUAAAAAAAACAACCUUCAAACUACAGAACUGAUUUCCUGCAUACCUCUUGCAUACUCUGUGUUACCAAUAUUCAUUUUUGCUCUAUAACCAUGAGGAGAUUGCAACAAAAAUUAAAGAACUAACUUUUGUUAUGUCAAUUUUCACCAGAUCAUUACCCUGUACAAGCCAGUUGGUUCUGUCCCAUUUUGGCUUAGAGCACAUGUACAGUUUGACCCUGACUCCCCACCCCUCCUCGCUCCUGUGUCAGCAGCACACUGCAGGGGGGCGGAGACUACAUCAAGCUCCGCCCCCACAAGCUUCCCUGACCAUGGCUGUGUCUUGUGCCUUGAUGUUGACCACUUCUUUACGUUUCAUUAAUUGUACAGUAUGUUUAAAGAGUGAAAGGAAAAAGAUAGAAGAAUCUAAAUAUUGUAACAAUUGUGAAUCUAAGCAAGAUUAAAAUGUAUUUUAGAUACAUAUG
Oncorhynchus keta (chum salmon) is the source of this 1075-nucleotide messenger RNA. RefSeq names its product calcitonin-1. The transcript is spliced from 5 exons. Gene Ontology annotation, cellular component: extracellular region. Lineage: Eukaryota; Metazoa; Chordata; Actinopteri; Salmoniformes; Salmonidae. Bases 114 to 506 code for a protein of 130 amino acids. Gene Ontology annotation, molecular function: calcitonin receptor binding; hormone activity. The record is from RefSeq and is a predicted model, not a curated record.